AUGAGAGACGAUGACACCUUACGUCAUGCGUUGUCUUCUGGACCAUAUGACCCAUAUUUACCUAAGGAAGGUACUGCUGGCGGCCCGCCUUCAAAAACUGUGGAAAUCCAAAAACAAAUCGAUGAGACAGUAGGAAUUAUGCGUGAUAAUCUUAAAACUGUUGCUGAAAGAGGAGAGAGAUUAGAUACAUUACAUGUCAAAACUGAAAAUUUAUCAAUUUCAGCUCAAGGAUUUCGUCGUGGAGCAAAUAAAUCUUCUCUUGUGAUCGUUGAUUCAGACCAAGGUUAUUAUUGA
Molecule: messenger RNA, 294 nt
Organism: Entrophospora sp. SA101
Lineage: Eukaryota; Fungi; Glomeromycota; Glomeromycetes; Entrophosporales; Entrophosporaceae
Source: the annotation of a GenBank genome assembly